Molecule: messenger RNA, 2841 nt
Organism: Closterium sp. Naga37s-1
Lineage: Eukaryota; Viridiplantae; Streptophyta; Zygnematophyceae; Desmidiales; Closteriaceae
Source: the annotation of a GenBank genome assembly
GCGGGCAGCAGGGCGCGCGGGGCACUGAUGGAGCUCAUGGACGUGGCGAACCUGCUGCUGCUGGACGAGGCUGAGGAGGUGCAAGUCGCAAUGGAGGGAGGCUAUGUGGCGAUGAUGGCGUAUGGCGCGGAGGAGGAUGCAGCGGUGGAGGCGAUGCUGCUCGAUGCCCUCCUGCGCCUCGCGCUGCUGCCGCACUCCCAACCUGCUCGCGUCUGCGCUGCCUCUGUACUGGUGCGCUGUGCAGCGGUGAUGAGCCGCCCCCUCUUUGAGCACCGAGCCGUGCCGCACCUGCUUGCGCUCGCUGCUGACGUGCACUUCCAAGUCAGAAAGGCUGUAGCAGAGGGCUUGGCGCAGUGCUGCAGGGCCAUGGGGGCGAAUGCGGCAUGCCUGGACGGCUCGCUGUUGGGAGAGGAGAGGGACGCACAGGCAGCAGCAGGUCUGGGAGGAGCAGCGGCAGCAGCAGAGGGAGUGGGAUUAGCAGGAGGAGGUGAAGGUACAGGGGCUGUGGCAGCUGCUGCAGGUGAGAUGGAGAGUGCAAACGCUGCAGCACAGGGGCUUGAAGCUGCAAGUGAUUUGUCAAGAGAAGCUGCACCUGCUACUGAGGAAGUCAGUAUGGGGGAUGUGGGGCUCGCAGGAGAGACAAGGGUGCAGGGUGGUGGGAUGGUGUCUGGAGCGGUGCGGCACGGUGGAAUGGGGUCUGAGAGUUGGGGGGAGAUUGAAGAAGUGCGGGAGACUAGGGAGGAAGCGGGUGAGCUUGAAGACCUGGUGCACAUGUUUACGAGCAUGGCACAGCCAGUGCCCAUGGGUGAUGAUGGCGAUGCAGAUGCAGACGAUGACCGCCUGCCGCUCUACUGCGCCUUCAACUUCCCAGCGGUGGUGGUGGGGCUGGGCCCAUCGCGCUGGUGGGAGCUGGAAGCAGCAUACGCGCACCUGCUCGCCUCGCCCCAUUGCCCCCAUGCGCGCACUGCUGACACCGUAAGCCUAGUGCCCCCCCCAUCACCCCAUGUGAGUGCAUGCUGUCAACCACUCUUCCCUCGCCCCUCCACCCUCACUCACUCUUGUCAUCUCUCUCCGUCUCCAUCUUUUCCCUCACCCAUUCCUCCUCCCUCGAACCCCUGCCUCCUCUCCUCUCCACCAAUCGUGGCGUGCCAGCUGGCGGUGCGGCGCACGCUGGCGUGUCACGUGCAUGAGCUGGCGGGGCUGCUGGGGCCGGCCAUCACCGUGCGCUGCCUGCUUCCUGCGCUGCAGGCGUUAGUGUGCGACGAAGACGAGGUGCGUGGGUUUGGGAGGAAGGAUGGGAGAGGGAGGGCAGGGGUGUGCGGGGCUGCUGGGGCCAGCUAUCACCGUGCGCUGCCUGCUGCCGGCCCUCCAGGCGCUCGUGUGCGACGAGGACGACGUGGGUUGGUGGGGGGAAGGCGGGAGAGCGUGGGCAGGGGUGUAAGGGGGUUCCUGUGUCGGAUGCGUGUGCUGCCUGCUGCCGGCCCUCCAGGCGCUCGUGCGCGACGAGGACGAGGACGAGGUGGGCGGGUGAGGGAGGAAGGAGUGGAGACGGAGAGCAGGGGCGUGUGGUGCGGGGCUGCUGGGCCCAGCAAUCACCGUGCGCUGCCUGCUGCCGCGCUGGAGGCACUGGUGUGCGACGAGGACGAGGUGCGCAUGGCGUUGGUGCCCACAUUCACGGCCUUCAUGGCGUGUCUGCCCGCCUCCCACCGCCCGCACUGCGUGUUCUGCUACGCAUCCCCCUCAAUGCCCCCUUCCACUCCCCCCCUGUGGACCCCCAUCAGUAGUGGUGUGAUCCAGGAGGCAAGUGUAGAUGGUGAGGAGUAUGUGGAUAGCCCUCGGUACCCACCGCCGCCAAGGAGCCUCGUGGCUGGUGCUGCGGAUGGGGCUGUUGAGGGUGGGAGUAACACGUGUGACAGUGGCGAGAGAGAGGUAAAUCCAUGUGACAGUAACGAUGGGGAGCGGCUGGAAGCUGGGCAGGGUGGUGAGGGAAAGGAGGCGAGGGAGGAGGCGAGGGAGGAAGUGAGAGAGGAGACGAGGGAGGAAGUGAGGGAGGAGGCGAGGGAGGAAGUGAGGGAGGAGGCGAGGGAGGAGAGCGGUGGGCUGUGGGCGAAGAUAGUGAGUGGGCUGGGUGGCCUUGGGACAGGCGGUUGGCUGGGGGAGGUGGCAUUUGGGGGAGGCGUGGAGGUUAAGGGUGGGGAGGUGUCAUUGGGGGGUGGUGUGGAUGGUGGUGGCGGGGAGGUGGCAUCUGAAGCGGGAGUGGAUGGUGGUGGAGGGGAGGUGGGGCGUGAGUGUGCAAGGCAGAGUGUGGAGGGGGGUGAGAGGCGUGGUGAUGAUAGUUUGAAUGAAGGGAGUGAGAGCAGUAGUACUAGUGGUAAUGGUGUGAUCGAGGGGAGUGAGAGUAAUGGGGAUAGGUUGAGCGAGGGGAGUGGGAGAGGGAACGAGGGGAACGGGGCAGAGGGAGAAGAAGGAGCAGUGGGGACAGAAAGGGCAAAUGGGGCAGAGGGGGCAGACGGGGCAGACGGGGCAGAGGGGGCAAAUGGGGCAGAGAGAGCAGAGGCAGCAGAAGAAGCGGAGAGGAAAGUGCAGGGGUCGCAGGCUGACCGCAACCGCGUGCGCCCGCAGAUGCGUGUGGCCGGCCAGGAGAGCUCCUGGCACCUGCGCCUCGCUGCUCUCAGCCAAGCAUCAGGAGUGGCGCAGUUGCUGCCGCCCAACAGCGCCGCCCUGCCUCUCCUCAUCGACCUCGCUCUCUCCCUCUGCAGGGAUCGGAUCGCUACCGUCCGGGAGGAGGCAGCCAGACAGGUGAGGAGAGGAGAGGGGGGAGGGGGUACUGGGGUCCUAUAG